This is a messenger RNA of Salvia hispanica, 507 nucleotides long. Its product is annotated as receptor like protein 27-like. NCBI's taxonomy places the organism in Eukaryota, Viridiplantae, Streptophyta, Magnoliopsida, Lamiales, Lamiaceae. The record is from RefSeq and is a predicted model, not a curated record. Gene Ontology annotation, molecular function: protein binding.
AUGGCGUUUCCCUUUUGCAUGGAAACAAUCCCUAAACUCCGCGUCCUAGUCUUGAGGUCAAAUAAGUUCAAUGGUACGAUAUCCGUGUCUUCAAAAACUGAGCAACCUUUCCCAAAGCUGCAUGUAUUGGAUGUAUCCUAUAAUGCGUUUGUUGGCUCUCUACCUGAUAGAUAUUUCAAGAACUUUUGUGGUAUGAUAGAUGCGAAGGAAAACAUGUCCGAUAAUGAAGCAUAUUGGUUUCUGAGAUUCAUGGAGAUGAAGAUCACAGUGAAGGGCUUGGAACAAUUAUUUGGGAGACAGCUGACUACAUUUACAACCAUCGAUAUGUCCUCCAAUAGAUUCUCUGGGAGCAUUCCACCUUCUGUAUGGAACCUUAAAUGUCUUAGAUACUUGAAUUUGUCUCACAAUACCAUUGGAGGCCAUAUACCGUCAUCUCUUGGAAGUAUGAGUAUCCUCGAGUCGUUGGACUUGUCUUCAAAAAAAGUUGGAUGGAGAAAUUCCAAAUGA